Beauveria bassiana ARSEF 2860 is the source of this 639-nucleotide messenger RNA. RefSeq lists its product as uncharacterized. The record is from RefSeq and is a predicted model, not a curated record. NCBI's taxonomy places the organism in Eukaryota, Fungi, Ascomycota, Sordariomycetes, Hypocreales, Cordycipitaceae. The transcript has a single exon. Bases 1 to 639 code for a protein of 212 amino acids.
AUGGAGGGCGGCCAAGAAGAACAGAUGGCCGGCCCUGAAGAAGCGAGCGCAGAUCGCCCCGAAACACCCCCGCCACCACCCCCGUACAGCGGCAGCGAGACUCCUCCGCCACUGCCUAAUAAUCCAGCGGAAUUCUAUCGAAUGAUUGGCGUUGGCGGCACGCACGGAGACUGGACUGGCACAACGCGGCCAAGACUGUUUCCUGAGUCGCUUUACUUCUUUGUUCACGAUGGCGCUCUGCACAGUUACCUUGCCUUCAGCUUCUGUGUGCGCAUCUGGCUACUCCUCGGCGCCUACUUGUGCAUCAGCACCCCCUUCUUGGUGCCGCUCGCCCCUGUUGUAGUGUGCUGUCGCGCCGUCUACUUGGUCUACCAUGGUAGUAGACUGGCCGAGCUAGGCUAUCUGCCGUGGUAUGCGCAAUUCCUGCCAUUGGCCUUUCUUUACAUGUGUCUUUCCGAACUGGUACUGUAUUUGAAUUGGCAGCAACGUCGACAAGUCGGCACGCAGAACUUUGGCCCGAGAUAUCGCUUCCCGGUCUUGUAUCUAUUCCUGCGCACCACAGAACAUCACUUGAUACGGCUACUGCCAGCGAGCCUGAUCAGAAGCCUUUAUAGCCAAAUAGAAAUCCCCAAAGAAUAA